CGAGCACUCGAUGGUAGUUACUUUAUGUACCAGGAACUGAGAAAAUUAAUCGCAUCGUGUCUGAACAUUUUUCCGAAAUCAAGCACACGUUCAGUGAUACUACGAUGGCAUUAAGGAGUCGCGUCUAGAUGGAGUCGACGGCGGUGGACGAGUCGUCACCGAAGGCUCGCGGCGCUCUAAGUAUACACACGUUGCGUCAAACGAGUCCUUCCCGCGGGAGCGCAAAAAGUAUAACCCGUUGGUCAUGUUGAGCGCAGAGAUGGUGAACGAGAUAGUCGGACGGGCCCUUGGCAGCGAUUGCGCCCGAGUGCUCGGGUACCGGCUGGUCGCGCACUCCGAGGAUGGGGCCGUGGGCUUCCUCGGGGACCACCGGAACCUCGUGGUCGAGCUCCGUCGGGGCGACGAAGGACCCAUCGAGCAGCUCCGCUUCUUCGUGAAGACCCUGCCGAAGCUCUCGGAGCGCCAGUUGGCCUUCGUCCGGGGCGCCAAGCUCUUCCAGCAGGAGGUGGCCUUUUUCACGAAGCUGGUGCCUCUACUGGACCAGGGAUUCUCAGGGGAGCGGUUCUGCCCCCGUUGCCUCCUGACCGGCGAGGAGUUCAUAGUCCUCGAGGACAUGCGCGAGUUGGGCUACGGCAUGCUGGACGACGCCCGUCAACGGGGACUCGGGGACAAGGACCACCUGCUCGCGGCGGCGAGGGCCCAAGCGAGGCUCCACGCGGCUUCUCUCCUGGCGGAGGCUCGGCUGGGCCGGCCGCUCGACGAGUACUGCCCCGAGGCUUGCGUUGAGCACUUGUUCGGCGAGGCGAACUACAAGACCGACCGGGUGGGCCUCUACGUCGACCUGAUCGAACGCGUCGCCCGGGAAUUGGGCUUGGAGGAUGGUCGGUUGGCCACUGCCAUGCGCCGGGGGUUCAUGCGGAUGUACCGGCGGCCGCCCGGGAUGAGGAGGGUGCUGUGCCACGGGGACAACUGGGCGAACAAUUACCUGUUCGAGGAGUCUAGUCGGCCUUUCGGGUGCGUCAUGGUGGACUUUCAGCUGUGCAGGUACGGGCCGGGGAUGUACGACGUGGUGCAGCUGAUGUACCUGAGCGGCAAUCGGGGGCUCAGGGAGCGCUGGGAGAGGGAGGUUGUGGAGGGCUACCGCGAGGAGAUGUGCGGGAUCCUCGGGAGGAACGAGCCGGGUAUCGAGGGACCGAGUUUCGAGGAGUUGUGGCGGGAGUACGAGGAUCUGCGCUUGACGGCCAUGUACGCUUACGUGAUGUACCACCCGAUUCUGGGCAUGUGCAAGGAAAUGUUCGCCAAGUUCGAGAAGGACCCGGACUACUUUUACGACGAGAUCAUGUUUAGGAAGGACAACGUGAACCUCGUCGAGCUUUACCGGAGGUACCCGGGGUAUAUGAGCGGCCUGGCCGAGUUGGCGAAGGAGCUGGUGGAGUAUUGCGAGAAGCAUGACAUUCCGGAGCAAAAAGACAAGGACGAAGGGAAGACCAGUUGGUGAUUUUUGUCCGUGUCAAUGAUGAAAUUUAAAAAAAAAAAAAAAACGCACCAAAUGCGAACAUAAAAGUAUUUUUUUUUUUUUCGUCAGUUCAACUGAUGUCAACGAUUUAAUUUGCAUUGUUGGCUGCUAACUGUUAUAUGUAUACACAUACAUUUCAUGUUUUGUUGUUUACGAGUGUCAUGCAAGAAGAUGAAUUAUUUUAUUCAAAACUGUACGCGUAAACUUGCAGUGUUCGAUGAUCAUAAAAUUUAUACAGAAACAAGAUGUUACGUAUCCAAUAUAGUUAUUAUCUUUUCACUGAUACGUCCGAUAAUACAUUUGAUGGCAUAUACAUAUAAAUGUACCAAAACGAGAUCUGCGUCAUGAGUAUCAAAGGGUAUUUUUUUUAUGUUAACUUUCAUUAAUAUCGAGUUGGUUUUUUUUUUUUUUUUUCACAAUCAACAACGUAUUCCGAUAUAAAAUCAAAAACGCUUUGGUAUGAAGAAAUAAAUUUUAAUGGCAAUAAAAUUAAUCUGCAUUAACGAAGAAAUUUGGUUAAUAUUUAGUUUGAUAAUAAGGCAAUUCACCAAGCAGUACCUUACACUCGAAGAAAAUUGGAGUGGAUAGGCGUAGCCAUGAUUAUUAGAUAUGUAAUGCUUACUCUAUAGUGCUCAUUUCAAGCGCGCGUGGGUAUUGGUAAAACUGUGUAAGUUAUCGACACGAAUACGUUAGAGUAUAUGUUUGUAUUCGAUUAAUAAAAUUUAUAAAUAAGUUUGUCAUCCUUA
Messenger RNA from Copidosoma floridanum, 2262 nucleotides. RefSeq lists its product as uncharacterized. NCBI's taxonomy places the organism in Eukaryota, Metazoa, Arthropoda, Insecta, Hymenoptera, Encyrtidae. The record is from RefSeq and is a predicted model, not a curated record.